This is a messenger RNA of Chinchilla lanigera (long-tailed chinchilla), 3376 nucleotides long. RefSeq names its product patatin-like phospholipase domain containing 8 (gene Pnpla8). Gene Ontology annotation, biological process: arachidonate metabolic process. The transcript is spliced from 10 exons. NCBI's taxonomy places the organism in Eukaryota, Metazoa, Chordata, Mammalia, Rodentia, Chinchillidae. Gene Ontology annotation, cellular component: membrane. The record is from RefSeq and is a predicted model, not a curated record. The coding region runs from base 267 to 2612 and encodes 781 amino acids.
UCACUUCCUGUGGGGCGGAGCGGAGGUGAAAGGGGCGGAGCUGGAGGGGUGGUGCUCCGGCGGCUGCGCGUCUGUUUGUGUUGCAAACCCAGCUGAUGCUGGCUGGCCGGUGUGGACGUCGGAGACCGGGCCGGGCGGAUCGACACUGCCCCCGAGGAGAUUGCGGCCUGCAUCCCGGUAAGACCAUGACUUACAGCAUUUCAUAAAUGAAGCAUUGAGGAAUGAAGUGAGACAAUGUCAUACAGAAAAUAAAUGAUUUUUAAGUUAUGUCUAUUAAUUUGACCAUAGAUAUAUAUAUUUACCUCCUUAGUAAUGCAAGAAGUCUUUGUGGAAAGCAGAGAAGCAAGCAGCUGCAUUUUGUGUGCUCUCCUCGACAUUACUGGUGGAUAAGCCAUAGCAGUCUACAAAGAGGUUUUCAUACAAGCAGAAUAAGAUGUAAAUGGACCAAAAGUGAAGCAUAUUCCUGCAGUAAGCACUGUUAUUCUCCAAGGAACCAUGGUUUACAUAUUGGCAUUUGGAAACUUAGCACUUCUGCUCCCAAGGGACUUACAAAAGUGAGCAUUCGUAUGUCCCGUAUUAAAAGUACUUUGAAUUCUGUUUCAAAGGCUGUUUUUGGCAGUCAAAAUGAAAUGAUUUCACGUUUAGCUCAAUUUAAGCCAAGUUUUCGAAUUUUAAGAAAAGUGUCAGAUAGUGGCUGGUCGAAACAGAAAAAUAUUAAAGAAGCCAUCAAAUCUCUGAAAAAAUAUAGUGACAAAUCAGCAGAAAAGAGUGCUUUUGAAGAAGAGAAAAGUCACAUAAUAGGUACAGAAGAUAUAGGUAAACAAAGCCUUUUUCGUUACACAAGUAGGAUAACCACAAAAUUUGGAGAAUCGUUCUACUUUUUAUCAAAUCACAUUAAUUCAUACUUUAAGCGUGAGGAAAAAAUGUCUCAACAAAAAGAAAAUAAACAUUUCCAGGACAAAGAACUCGAAAGUGAAAAGGCUGAAGAAGGGAAACCUAGUUCUCCAGAUCCUGGUGUCCUUACUGAUGAGCCAGGCUCAAAGUCUGCCACGGGUGCUGUGGCCAAGUCUGCAGGCCCAGGUGGAGUGCCAGAAGUUCUUCCAAUUUCCACUAAACAGAGCAUUGCUAACUUUCUUUCUCGUCCCACGGAAGGCGUUCAGGCUUUAGUAGGUGGCUAUAUCGGUGGGCUGGUCCCCAAGUUAAAGUAUGACUCCAAGAGUCAGACAGAGCAACAGGAAGAGCCUGCUAAAACUGAGCAGGCUGUCAGCAAGGACAAAAGUGCAGAGGAGAAAAAGCAUUUAUCUCUUCAACGAGAAAAGAUUAUUGCAAGAGUGAGUAUUGAUAAUAGAACCCGGGCAUUGGUUCAGGCGUUAAGAAGAACAGCAGACCCAAAGCUCUGCAUUACUAGGGUCGAAGAACUGACUUUUCAUCUUCUAGAAUUUCCUGAAGGAAAAGGAGUAGCUGUCAAGGAAAGAAUUAUACCGUAUUUACUACGACUGAGACAAACUAAAGAUGAAACUCUUCAGGCUGCCGUCAGAGAAAUUCUGGCCUUAAUUGGUUAUGUGGAUCCAGUGAAAGGGAGAGGAAUACGAAUUCUCACAAUAGAUGGAGGGGGAACAAGGGGUGUGGUUGCUCUUCAGACACUGCGGAAAUUAGUUGAACUAACUCAGAAGCCAGUUCAUCAGCUCUUUGAUUACAUUUGUGGUGUAAGCACAGGUGCCGUAUUAGCUUUCAUGUUGGGAUUGUUUCAUAUGCCUUUGGAUGAAUGUGAAGAACUUUAUCGAAAAUUAGGAUCAGAUGUAUUUUCACAAAAUGUCAUUGUUGGCACAGUCAAAAUGAGUUGGAGCCAUGCAUUUUAUGACAGUCAAACAUGGGAAAAGAUUCUUAAGGAUAGAAUGGGCUCUGCACUAAUGAUCGAAACAGCAAGAAACCCUGCGUGUCCUAAGGUGGCUGCUGUAAGUACCGUAGUAAACAGAGGGAUAACACCAAAAGCUUUUGUGUUCAGAAACUAUGGUCAUUUUCCUGGAAUCAACUCUCAUUAUUUGGGAGGGUGUCAAUAUAAAAUGUGGCAGGCCAUUAGAGCCUCAUCUGCUGCCCCGGGCUACUUUGCAGAAUAUGCGUUGGGAAAUGAUCUUCAUCAAGAUGGAGGCUUGCUUCUGAAUAACCCUUCUGCAUUAGCAAUGCAUGAGUGUAAAUGUCUUUGGCCAGAUGUCCCGCUAGAGUGCAUCGUGUCCCUGGGCACAGGACGCUACGAGAGUGACGUGAAGAACAACGCGACCUACACGAGCUUGAAAACCAAACUCUCUAACGUCAUCAACAGCGCGACAGACACCGAAGAAGUCCACAUAAUGCUUGAUGGUCUGUUACCUCCUGACACCUACUUUAGAUUCAAUCCUGUCAUGUGUGAAAACAUACCUCUAGAUGAGAGUCGAAAUGAAAAGCUGGAUCAGCUGCAGUUGGAAGGAUUGAAGUAUAUAGAAAGAAAUGAACAAAAAAUGAAAAAACUUGCAAAAAUAUUAAGUCAAGAAAAAACAACUCUGCAGAAAAUUAAUGAUUGGAUAAAAUUAAAAACUGACAUGUAUGAAGGUCUUCCAUUCUUUUCAAAAUUGUGACAAUUGUGUACAUAUGUUCUCAUAAGGGAAGGCCUGCUCAGAAGAUCCCGGAAAUUCAGUAAGGAGUUCUGGAGUUCAAUAUGAGUUGACUUUGAAACACAGAUUCUAGGGUGUCCUGAAAAAGGCGGUGCUUUGACUAGCUUCCACAGUACAGAAGAUACACGUAGUGACAAAAUUCAUACGAGAAUUACGUUUUUAAGAUGUUAGUAUAAACUAAAAUUUAAGAAUUUUAUUAUUGUGCUAUUUGGUCUUGGUAGCUAUGUUGUUAAAUUGAUAUUUUAAAGUUUAUUAAUAUAUGUGCCAAACGGGAAAUGGAAAAUAUACUUUGUAUCUUCCCUUUAGUCAUUGCAAUCAUGUUCAGUCCAUGUGUGUUGAUUUUCUUUCAUGUGAAAAAGCUAAUUUCUUACCUUUACAUUUCUUGUGUUCUCUCAAGCUGCGUUCUGCAGUUCCCAUGCUACCUUUUCCUGCAACAUCACCUAUACAGAUCGGGGAAAAUGGAACCUUCUCUAUUAAAGUACUUCUACACUUGAAAUACGAAAGAACCAGAUAGAAUUUUCUAUUCAAAAUUUGCUUAUUUCAGCAUUGAUUUAAGAAGAUAAAUGGUUACAAUUAAUUACCUUUUUCCUCUGACAUGUCAGGAGAAUGCUUUGUUAACUUUUCUAGAUCUAGUUCUGUCUUCUCAUUCACAGUUACAAAAUUAUUUUAUUUUACUGAGAAUAUUCCUGUCAUUAACAGAAAUAAAUUACUGAAAUAGUCUGUGAAAA